ACAGUAAAAAUUGACAGUUUCAUCAUCCAUCACAAAUUGGUUAGGUUUGCAAAAUAUUUUACUGAAAUUGAUUCAGUUUAUCCCUAAAAUAUUACUAUCUUAUGUGUUAUAUUGAAAAAUAAUUAAAUGGCAUCAUCUCGUAUGCAGGCUACUGUGCGACAGUUGUCUAAAACAUACAAGAAAAAAGGACGAUUUGAAUUGGGUAUAGCGUCUGAGUUGCCUGCUGCAUACAAGAAGUUUUGGCGCGAAUGGAAGGUUUUGAAACCUGCUGCUGUUCACUUUGUUCCUCAAGAAGGCAAAUGGAAGCGCGACGAGCUGACUGGCGAGACAUUGCCAAUACAAAACAUCCCUAUUCCUUUGAAACAUCCGGCUGAACUCCAUGACGGGAUUUGGGGAGGGGAAGCAGUUGUGAAAGGUUUUCAAAAGCGUGACCAACAUAGGCGUAGAGUGCCACACUACUGGGUACCAGUGCUAAAGAGAACUGUGGUCAAGUCUGAAGUUUUGAACACCCAUCUUUCAGUGACUGUCACUGAUCGGACAAUCAGGUUGAUCAAUGAUCAUUAUGGAUUUGAUCAUUACCUACUCAAGACACCUGCUUGUGAUUUAGUGUCAAUGUUAGCAUUGAAACUGAAAAAGCAAAUACUAACUGAAUUGAUGAAUGGAUGCCCGAGACAUGCAUAUGAUCCUCAGAAACAGAAAGAAGUGUAUGAAGAAUAUAAAACCUACUUGUCUUCAUACACACCUGAAGAAAUUGAUUGGUAUGGAUUAACGUGGUAUGAAGCUCUAUGUAAAGUUGCCAAACAAAAGGAGGCAGCCAACAGGCCAAUUCCUUUGAAAAAUGUUUAUAGAAAAAACCUGGUAGAGAAAUUAAAAGCUGCAGGCAUUGAAGGUCCCAAGAGCUCGGCAGAUGAAAUAUCCACUACCACAUCCUGGCUAUCGAAAAUGAAUCCAUUUGGCAAGAAGGAUGAAGCUUAGGGAAUGUAGAUUAGUAGAAAACAUUUUGAUUUGUAAAUUGUUUUGUUUAGACAAGAUGUAACAAUACAUUUGAAGUAGAUAGAUGUUUAUGGUUUA
Messenger RNA from Ostrinia nubilalis (European corn borer), 1071 nucleotides. It is a transcript of the gene mRpL28, whose product is annotated as large ribosomal subunit protein bL28m. The coding region runs from base 127 to 975 and encodes 282 amino acids. The transcript is spliced from 5 exons. The record is from RefSeq and is a predicted model, not a curated record. Gene Ontology annotation, molecular function: structural constituent of ribosome. NCBI's taxonomy places the organism in Eukaryota, Metazoa, Arthropoda, Insecta, Lepidoptera, Crambidae. Gene Ontology annotation, cellular component: mitochondrial large ribosomal subunit.